AUGCACUACUUUGGGCUUCCUCACUCGGACUUUUUCAAGUACCCAUCCACCAGCUUGGGGCCCCCCUCGGCUCCCUUUGAAAACGCCCUUUUGGCGGCCGUUUUCGACGCCUCCAUGAAAGUGUCUAUGCCCUUGACCAUUGCCAUCGUGUACUUUUCCGUGGUGCACUUCGUCAAUCCUUUAGUGAUCGCCAGGCAGAAGAAGAAAGCCCACUUGGAGAAUGAAAAACUCACCGAGACCCAGGUCAAGCGCUUGGCGCCCGCUCCGUUCCACAUAGCAAAAUCGCCCUUGUUCAAGUUGUUCGUGCUCUUGCACAACGUGUUUCUUUGCGUCUACUCGGUGUGGACGUUUGUCAGCAUGCUCCAGUGCUUUGGCAAAACGGUGGCCUCCAUGUCGUUGAGGUACAACUCCCAGAGCAGGCUCUCGAAUUUCGUGUACGCCGUGUGUGACGUGGAAAACGGAGUUUUCAACCAGGACUUCAUGACGAAGAACUUGACCAUUCUCGGCUGGUGGUUCUACAUGCUGAAAUUCUACGAGGUCAUCGACACCAUCAUCAUCUUGCUCAAGGGGAAGCCCUCGUCGCUUUUGCAGAGCUACCACCAUGCGGGCGCCAUGAUGUGUAUGUGGAGCGGCAUCCGUUACAGGGCGCCUCCCAUCUGGAUUUUUGUGGUGUUCAACUCGUUUAUCCACUCGUUGAUGUAUUUCUACUUCUCCUUGUGCUGUAUCAGAGUGAGGGUGCCAGUGAUAGCCAAAAGAAUACUCACCUCGCUCCAAAUCUGCCAGUUUGUGUUUGGCGGCUCCUUGGCCGUGUUCCACGCUUUUGUGUGGUACUACGACACCCUGAGCAACUCGUACAACAACUGCAUCCACAAUGCUGAGCAGGCGAUGCCUCUCAUGAUCAAUGUGGCCUACUUGACUCCUUUGACCAUGUUGUUCGCGGCAUUCUAUAUUGAGAGCUACAUCAAGGGCGGGAAGAAGUGA
Messenger RNA from Candidozyma auris, 981 nucleotides. RefSeq lists its product as uncharacterized. Gene Ontology annotation, molecular function: fatty acid elongase activity. Gene Ontology annotation, biological process: fatty acid elongation, polyunsaturated fatty acid; sphingolipid biosynthetic process; fatty acid elongation, monounsaturated fatty acid. The record is from RefSeq and is a predicted model, not a curated record. The transcript has a single exon. Gene Ontology annotation, cellular component: endoplasmic reticulum membrane. NCBI's taxonomy places the organism in Eukaryota, Fungi, Ascomycota, Pichiomycetes, Serinales, Metschnikowiaceae. Bases 1 to 981 code for a protein of 326 amino acids.